AUGUCGUCGCUGUCUCUGGCAGAUCCGUCGUCGCCCAUGCCCUCCUCGUCCUCACUCAUCGUCGACAAUGAAGGCCAGGCCCAUGACCCGGGGUACGUAGGCGCGCUUCGCCUCAUCCACGCCCAAAUUGGCGCAAGGGCCGAGGGGGGCACCUCUUCUGCCCCACCCAGCGUCUCGUCCUUUUCCUCCCCGCGGCGGCCGUCGAGCGGCGGCGGCGGCGGGUCUCACGCACCCAUCAGGCCCUCGAAUCUGGGCUUGUCAUCUCACGGCCAUGGACCUCGCAGGUCCCGUUCGACCCUCACCACGUCGACGUUCUCCUACUCCUCGUCGUCGGAUCUGGACGAUGACGACGAUGAUGACGACAUUGCUGGAAACGGCAGAAACAGCGACGAGGACGCUGACUUUUCCUUUUCUCGCGAUUCGGAUCUCCGACGGGCCGCCAGUCUGGCCCGGGCGUCGAUGGCAGGCGCCGGACCUUCGUCGAGGCACUCGUCUUUUUCCAACAGCGCCCUUCGUUCUGCCGAACGCACUCCCCCCAACGCUCCCCGGUCUGAUCUCUCGGGUCUUGGCCUUUCGGGCCCCUCUCCACCGCCGUCAUCGUCCUCGUCACCUCCGCCACAGCUCAAUGUCCAGCAGGAGGGAAACGAGUCGCGGCGCAUGAGCUGGACGAGCCGCUCAGGAAGCCACAGCAAGACCAACCGCUCUCCUGCCCGCAACUCGACGUCGCACGAUGACGGCGGCAUGGCCAGCGGCAAUUGGGGCUUCACCGGCAUCGUCGACGUCGAGAGGGAGAGGGAGCGGCACAGGGCCAACAACAGCCCCGACUUGGGAUUAGACGACCUCGACGGCGGCUCCUACAGCUUCCAUUCUCCCUCACAUACGGAGCUUGUCGCGGCAGCCAGCCUGAGCAAGUCCAGAAACUCCGGUGCGCCCGCCACCGCCUCGCGCAUGGGAACCCGGACACCGCCCCAGACCCUCCACGGCAGCAUUAAGCGACCGUCUUCGUCCACAUUGGCAAGCAAUGGCGACGCCUCGCUCGCCAAAGGCUUACAUUCAUCUCCCUCAGCGGCCAGCAAAAAGCCAUUGGGCUGGUCCAACGGCCCUUCGAGCGAGGCCGGCUCCUCGACUACCGGUCAUGCCAAGCCCUCUUCGCUCAGGGAACGUGUACGCUCUCGUACCACAUCGGGGGAACAGCCACAGUACUUGGAAGCAAUCGAAUCGGGAUCUGCGUCUAUUGCGCCUCCCAAACAACGAAAGGGCCUGAGCACCAUUCUCUCUGGUCGCCCCUUCUCCUCGGACGACGCCAAUUCCUUUGACAGUUUUGGUCGCGCCCCACGAGGCUCCGUCGAGGGGGCAAGUGUUCUUCCCGACCUUCACCACCCUCGAGUCUCUCACGAAGUGGAUCCAGAUCUGGCCGAUGCAGACUUCUCCGUGGGCCCGUCUCGGAUGAAGCAGGCCAAAGAGUUUUUGUCAAAGAAGUCGCACAACCUCGGCGAAGAAGCUCACGACUCUCCCAACCAUCUCCGACGCAAGAUGCAGAGCAUCGCCCUGGGUGUCCGCUUCAAGACUUUCAAGGUCCGAAAAAGCAUCGAGCGCCGAUUCUGA
This is a messenger RNA of Acaromyces ingoldii, 1605 nucleotides long. RefSeq lists its product as hypothetical. The record is from RefSeq and is a predicted model, not a curated record. The coding region runs from base 1 to 1605 and encodes 534 amino acids. NCBI's taxonomy places the organism in Eukaryota, Fungi, Basidiomycota, Exobasidiomycetes, Exobasidiales, Cryptobasidiaceae. The transcript has a single exon.